UUCCCCUCCUUCUUCCUGACUUCCCUCUACAAUCCAAACCCUGAACACAAUGUCUUCCUAUUUUUCUUCCAUUACCUCUUCCUCUGCCAUUUCCAACCUAGGAACACGCCUCACCUCCCUGCGCCGCGCGAUCACUUCAGGUGACGAGGCAGACGACCCCGAUAACGAAGAUUGCUCGCACAUCUCCAACGUUCUCCGCGCGUACUACACUGAAAAAGGCCGCCCUUAUCCGUCAUGGCUCCCACCGGACCCGAAAGAACGCUCCCAAGCUCCCUCACGGACUAUUGCAACCUCCAAUGUUAACCCAAAUUCGAGCAUGUCUUCCGGUCGAGGCGGUGGGCUGGCGGAUCUGUGGGGAGAUUCAGGUGGCGCUGCACCUCCCUCCCAGACAGCCAGUUUGCGACGAGGACGAGGCGCUGUCGGGUCAAGCCACUCACUUCCCACCCAAACACCCUCUUCACACUCAGCCUCGACAUCACUACACCCUACUGGAUCACGACCACUGCCUAGUCAGCGGGCUGCAUCUUAUCAGACAGCCCCGGGGCCGUUAACCCCCGCACCACCGCUGGAACGGGCGACGUCUGCUCAGGAACGGCUACGUGCGAGGCUUCAUGGGGGCCGGUCCCCUAGUCCAAACCAAUACCCUGGUGCCUCCGAUCCUAGUGCUCGGAAGCCAGUCGGGAUGAAUCCAGGGCCGGGCCGAAUUCGAUAAACGGACGGCUUCUGUCUACUUUUUUUUUAUUUUUUAUUUUUUUUUUUUUUUGUCUGUCUGUUCGCUGCGGCAAUUACUGCGACCACUACUACAAGAUAAUAGAAUAAUACGACACGAUGAUAUGAUGAC
This is a messenger RNA of Aspergillus ochraceoroseus IBT 24754, 841 nucleotides long. RefSeq lists its product as uncharacterized. Lineage: Eukaryota; Fungi; Ascomycota; Eurotiomycetes; Eurotiales; Aspergillaceae. The transcript has a single exon. The record is from RefSeq and is a predicted model, not a curated record. The coding region runs from base 50 to 712 and encodes 220 amino acids.